GCGGUUUGGUUGUUCGUUGGGGGGGUCCGUGCACCUAGCUCCUGGGCUGCGGCUCUUCCUCGGGCAGCAGGAGCGGCGUCACGGACUCUGAAGCGGCCUAAGACCUCGGCGUUGAGUGAAAGAAAAUGACCCGAACCAAGCCGACUGCUCGCAAAUCCGCGGGUGGGAAAGCGCCCCGCAAACAGCUGGCCACUGAAGCCGCCAGGAAAAGCGCCCCCUCCACCGGCGAGGUGAUGAGGCCCCAUCGCUACUGGCCCGGGAUCGUUGCGCUUCGAGAAAUCCGCCGUUACCAGAAAUCGACCGAGCUUCUGAUCCGGAAGCUGCCUUUCCAGAGGUUGGUGAGGGAGAUCGCCCAGGAUUUCAAAACUGACCUGAGUUUUCAAAGUGCAGCCAUCGGUGCGCUGCAGGAGGCCUGCGAGGCGUACCUGGUGGGUUUAUUUGAAGAUACGAAUCUGUGUGCCAUCCACGCUAAGAGAGUCACCAUCAUGCCCAAAGACAUCCGGUUGGCUCGCCGGAUACGGGGAGAGAGAGCCUAAGGGAAGGCAGUUUUUACGGUGUUUUGUAGUAAAUUCUGUAAAA
Myotis daubentonii (Daubenton's bat) is the source of this 579-nucleotide messenger RNA. RefSeq names its product histone H3.3-like. Gene Ontology annotation, molecular function: protein heterodimerization activity; structural constituent of chromatin; DNA binding. Lineage: Eukaryota; Metazoa; Chordata; Mammalia; Chiroptera; Vespertilionidae. Gene Ontology annotation, cellular component: nucleosome. The record is from RefSeq and is a predicted model, not a curated record.